Coniophora puteana RWD-64-598 SS2 is the source of this 1149-nucleotide messenger RNA. Its product is annotated as WD40 repeat-like protein. The record is from RefSeq and is a predicted model, not a curated record. NCBI's taxonomy places the organism in Eukaryota, Fungi, Basidiomycota, Agaricomycetes, Boletales, Coniophoraceae. Gene Ontology annotation, molecular function: ubiquitin binding. The annotation marks the transcript as partial. The transcript has 8 exons.
AAGGCACGCAAGGAGAAGGCGGACAAGGUCAAGAACUUGGGGUUCGCUAUCAAUCUGCCAGGGAAGGCGCUCGAUCUGCAUGUUCAGGGCGACUACGCGUGGAUAGCAGAAAGCGGUCACGUCAUCAAAAAGAUUGAUCUAAAGGCACGGAAGACGGUCCAGGUAUAUCGUGGUCACUCCGCGCCUGUGACUUGUGUGGAGCUUUAUCGUGCGGCGACGGAUUCGGGCGUGAAGCAGCUGGUUGUGUCAGGCUCUUGGGAUAAGGCGACUACUAUCAAGAUAUGGAACACCGAGACGAAGGAACCUCUAUCAACUGUCCAGGCCCAUGAUGACUUCGUCAAAACCUUGUUCUCGCUGCCCGCCGCAAACCUUCUUAUUUCCAGUGGCUCCGACAAAAUAGUGAGAUUCUGGGACAUGUCUAAUGUUGGCAAAGGCCAGCCUCCCAAAUCUAUGGGCUCGAUAUCUGCGCACACUCGGCCAGUGGAGUGCAUACAGGGAGAGGCACACUCGGAUUCGACUGUCACACUGAUUACGGGGGAUACUAUGGGAAUCAUCAAAGUAUGGAAACUGGAGAAGACAUCUGAUGCUGAACCGCUAUGGAAGAGCACGUUGGAGGACACGCUCGACCAUCAUCGGACGCGGAUAAACGGGCUGUAUUACGGAUCAGGCUUCCUGCUGACUGCUUCUGCGGACGAAACAGUGCAGAUCAUUCACUACCCAGCCACCUCAGGGGUAAAGGAUCCGCCUCCUAUCGCCCUACCUCAGCCCGUUCGCGCCAUUUUGCCCAUGGCGCAGACCGUACUGGAGGAAUCGUACCUAGCCGUGGCGUUCGGGGACAUUAUCAGACUUUACGACAUCGCUCACCCAGAUGAACCCGAGGUCGUGGGCGAAGUUGACGGGCACUGGCACGACGUGACCGCCCUCAAGCUAUGGAUACAAGUGUCGGAAGAUGAUAAAGGUAACAAGAGGAUUGAGCCAUGGAUUGUGUCUGCGAGUUUAGAUGGAACCAUACGAAAGUGGAGACUCGGCGGUACGCUGCCCCCUCAUCCUACCGAAGCAGUUUUACAGCCAGAGCCGAGUGGCGAUGCACAGGAUCCAUCCAAACUCACAGAAGAAGAAGAAAGAGAGUUGGCUGAACUAAUGGAAUAG